This is a messenger RNA of Linum tenue, 5463 nucleotides long. NCBI's taxonomy places the organism in Eukaryota, Viridiplantae, Streptophyta, Magnoliopsida, Malpighiales, Linaceae. The record is from the annotation of a GenBank genome assembly.
UUUCUGUUCGCAUAAUUGAGUGAGGCCCCAACUAGAUCCUAUGGUUCCCUUUAAUUAUUGGCAAAACUGAAGGAAAAAAGUUUUGAUCUUUGGCCGUCUCUUUCUCGUUUUCUGCUCUCAUAAGCAAGUCACGUCCUCUCUGAAGCUACCCUUUUCACUGUCAUGUGAAAAGGGAGAAAAAUUAAAGGGAAAAGCUUGAAUCUUGCUGAGAAAAUGUCAUGUGGGUAGUUGUUGCCAUGAACUUUCCGUGGUACUUUGAUCCUCCAUCUGGGUAAUUGUUUUUCACCUCUGUUUUUCUUUUUGGUGUUUUGGGAUGAUUAUGAUUUCCCCAGCAGCUGUAGUUUCCAGAAGGGCAUCGGAAACAGACAAACCUCUCAUUUCCUCUACUCAUUUUUGCUAUGAAGUUUAAAAAGUGUGAUCUCAUGGGUUUCCCCCUUUGCUAGUUAACGGACCUUAUUUACAAAGCUUGGAUCUUGGAAGAGGAGGAAUAGCUCCGAGGUGAAUUCAGCUUCUGGGGUUUGGAGGGUGAGAGACAACUAUGGGUGAAUCAAUAGUUGCUGCCUCGUGGAAUGAUGGAGAUAAGACAGCUACGAGUGCUUCAAAUCCUGGUCUGGAAGUGUCGGUUUCUUUUGGGCGAUUUGAGAAUGAUUCAUUGUCGUGGGAGAAAUGGUCGACCUUCUCUCCAAACAAGUAUUUGGAGGAAGUCGAGAAGUGUGCUACGCCUGGAUCUGUAGCUCAGAAGAAAGCUUACUUUGAAGCCCAUUACAAGAGGAUUGCUGCCAGAAAGGCUGAAUUGUUGGAUCAGGAGAGACAGCUGGAGCAGCAGCAAGUCUUGAGGUCAGGUGAUCAGGAUGGUGGAGAUCUAGUGGAAAGUGGUUGUGAGGUGGGCGAUCAAUAUUAUGAUGGGAACUCUGAUCCAGGGUUUAUGCCAGAGAUUGUUAAAGCAAAUGAGUCUGACGAUGAGUAUGAUUAUGAUGAGCAUGGUGAAGAUCCUCCAAUGGAUACUCAACCUCUAGUCAAUUCAGUUAAAGAGUUAAGGGAGGUGGAAGAAGGACUUAAUGGAAGCACGGAAAGCUCCGAACUAUACAAACAGGAACUGGCUGCUUCAGUUGAGAAACCAGAAAUUCAACCAAUUGAAUCUCAAGAAGUGAAGGAGGAAGAGAGCUUGGCAGCAGCAGCAAUGAAAGAGCAAAGUGUGAAGUUGGAUCAUAAGCCUGAAAGUUCUCCUGUAAUGAAGCAGCAGAAGGUGAAAUUGCAUCAUCAGACAAAGCCAUCUCCAAAGGUCACUCCAAUGAACAAGGUGAAGGAGACGCCAAUUGUGAAGAAGAAACCGGCAUCGCCUGCUAAUCAAAGGCCCCAAAGCUAUACUCCAAGAGUAAAGAAGCCAGUGUCAGCUACUGGUCCUAUGUCUUCUUAUUCACGGUCUUCCACAAAGAAGGCCAAUUUGACUUCAGUACCAAAGAGCAAAAGUCCAGUUACAGUUGAAAAGAAGAGAGUGGCUCCUAAAUCCUUGCAUUUGUCUAUUAAUGUGGAUACUCCAAAAUCUGAUCUACCGCCUCGUGCGCCUGCUCUUGCUUCAACCGCAAGAAAGUCAUUGAUAAUGGAAAAAAUGGGUGAUAAGGACAUAGUGAAACGGGCAUUCAAGACAUUCCAGAACAGUUACAACAAAUCGUCUCCACAUCAGGAAAUGACUUCUGGAGCUAAGCAGGUGGCGUCAACCAGGUCAGAAGUUAAAGUUUCCAAUUCUACAACACCAAGGAGAGAGAAUGGAGGAUCUUACAAGGCGGGUGAUGCAGAUAAAAGAUAUGCCAAGGCAGCUCCAUCGUUUGGCUUGAAAAGUGAUGAAAGGGCAGAGAGAAGGAAGGAGUUCUUAAGGAGACUGGAAGAGAAGUCCAGUGCUAAAGAGGCAGAAAGUGUGCGUCUUCGAACGAAAUCCAAGGAGGAGAAAGAUGCAGAGAUAAAGAAACUGAGGCAAAGUCUAGCCUUCAAGGCGACACCAAUGCCAGGUUUCUAUAAGGGGCAGAAAGCAAUGAAAGGCUCAUUCGAUAAGGAGGGUUCAAAAACACUCAAGAUAUAGAUAGCCAGCCGCUCAUCACAACAGAAGAAGUACGAAACCAGACCAAAUUUGUCGAAGAACAAAUGCUUGACGGAGGGAAGUUGGUUUGGUUCAUCCUACUACUUCGAAGAUCCCGCAUGCUGCUGCAGCUGUGUUUAGCUGGCUAGCUAGAAGGAAAGCCAUGAUCGACCCGAGUAAUCAUCAUCAGCUAUUAAGAUAGAUCACUGCUACUGCCUGAUCGCAGGCCCCCCAAUAUUCAGUCUUUCUAUAAUUUACUUAAGAGCGAAUAGUAAUUGUGUACAUCGAAACCGCCACCAAGACAGAGAUAGACCCCAGUAUAGUAGCAGUAAGUAGUAGCGGUAGAUGUUUGUGGGUCGGUAUGUAGAAUGGAACCACCAUCUUAGCUCUUUGUUCAUCAUGUUUCUGCAGUUUCUUAUCCAGACAUUGGUUCGGACGAAUCGCGAUGAAUGCAUAUAGGGAUGAAAGUUGGGAAAGAGUAAUUGCAGGCAUUCCAUUUCCAAGUACAAUAAUGUUUUUAGAUUACAUGAUGCAAUACCAUUGUCCAGUGACCGUGAAGCAUCUUUAUCAGUGAUGCACCGCAGCGGCAGAGAAGCUGGCUUUUGUGAUAAAUUCCUGCUGACAGUUGCUCACUGACUUUUGUACAACUAAUCCUUUGCUGUCUGUUCAGAAUUCAGCAUCCGAUUCAUUAGAACUGCUGCUGCUGGGAGACCUUUCCUUCAUGAAAUGUUCAGGCAAGUUCGCGAACCUCACCGGCGCCGCCGCGGGCGAUUUCGGCGACGACCCACUAGAAGAACUGGACAGUUUCCUCCUCCUCUGGAGACUCCUAGCUAUCUCCACACAGACCUGAUCCACCAUCCCCAGGAAAUCUCUGAUUAUGACAAACAGCUGAAGCGGACGGGCAGCUUGAUCAUUCGAAGCUCCCGCUUGAUAGUACUCCGUCGUUCUCUUCACGAGCUCCAUUACCUCCCUCUGUUCUUCCCUCAACGCUCUCACCUCCUUCUCCGCCGAUUCCAGAAACCCUUUCAUCUCCUUCGAGAACCCUCCGCCUUCCCCGCUAAUGGCGCACUGAACCAAGCACUGCUUCACUUCCGCAGCUCGGGAUGUAAUCGAGGAGCAAGUGGCGGCCAAUGUGUCGUAGUCGAUUUGAGCUGCUUUCUUCACGUUGCUGAAUUCGGCGCUCAGCCCACCCACAACUGGCAAUCCCAGCAUUGUGUAUUCCUUCUCCCUGUCGUCCCUCGAACCACCACCAACGUCGGAAGCUUCUCCUCCUCCGCCUCCGCCUCCGCCGCCUCUGAUGCUGCUGUUUCUGCUGCUGUUCCGGUUCAAGCUCCGGUUCCGGUUCAGAGCGCAGCGUUUCCCCUCUGCCCUCACCACUUCCUCCACCACGAAGUGAAGCAGAGUCGUCUUCCCGUCCGUGCUCUUGACGUCGGAGAGCUUGGUGAGCGAGCUCAGCUUGAAAGCUUUGGCGUUCCCUCUGGAUGUUCCGGCAUUCAUCCGAUUCCCGGCUUUCAGAAUCGCCUCCAGAAGCUUCACGAACAAUCCCCUGUUUCUGAGCUCCUUGCAUCCCAUAUCCAGAGUGCGGAGCGACUCCCUGAACUGGGCAAUCUCCGAAGCGUAAUUCACCCUGAAAAGCAUGGCGCUUACGCGGGUAAAUGCGGAGGGGAUCGCCCUGAGGAGAUGGUAGAGGAAGGACUCGGCGUCUGCGAGCCGGGUCGGGUCUCCGGUGAAUUCCAGGAUCUGGGUUUCUUCCUCUUUCGUCGGUGCGAUUCUGGUGAGCUUCUCGAGCAGAUCCGCGUCCAGGCCGUGGCCGUCCGUCAGCGCCUCCAGAAGCUCCUUGCGAGAAAUGGAUAUGGAUUUGAGUACAAUGGCGAUGUUCUGAGACUUCCUCGGGUCGAGAAUUACGAUCUGCGAUCUUGGGCUGGCGGCGAGGUUUUGGUUCUGGUUUGGGUUGUUCGAAUGGCUGCUGCCGCCGCCUUCCCUAGUUGGGGAUUUCCUGUUCGUGGCUACGUACCCGAACAGCGCUUCCAUUAGAUCACCAUCCACUCUGAAAGAACCGCCGUGGAGUUUGUCCCACACCAUUGAAUGGUCGGCAUUGUUUUUGUUCACUUUAUCCCAAUGCAACGGUUUCAAUUUCACUUGAGCGCCGCUCCCGGAGGGCUCGCCUGAUUUUUCGCUGCCUUCGUUCGCCGUCUGUCUAGAUGCAGAACCGGCCUUGCCCGGAGGCGGCGGCGGCGGAGCGUUUGGUUUCCUCGGAGGAGCAGGAGGCGGCGGCGCUAGAGCCUUGUUUUGAAGCGGUGGCGGAGGAGGCGGCGGGGCCGCUGGCAGUCGGGGCGGCGGCAUCGGGGGAGCGGCCGGUGGUGGGGGAGGCGGAGUACUGAAUUGUGGAGUGGGUUUAGGUUUCUCUACGGCGGCUGACACCAACGCAAUCUCACUGCCACCACCAGCAGCAAAAGACGCGCCACCGUAAGGGAUUCUCUUUUCCGACGGAAUCGAGAAUUGGGAGGUCGAUGAUUUCCCGCGGAGGAGAGGGAUCUCGUUCCUGCUGGUGCUCUCGUCUUCAAUCUCGUCGUGCUCCGCCGCGCCUUCAUCCUCCGGCGGCGACUGGAAAACCUUCUUCUGGUACCCAUUCUUCUUGCUCUGCCCUUCCAGCUUCCUCCAAUACACCACAUCCAGCCCGUUCUCGUCGACAAUCAGCCCCUUCACAUUCCCACCGCUCCUCACAAACUUCCCCACCACCGGCUGCUGCAGCCGAUCCCCACCGCCGUCCCCACCGCCCCCACCCACAACAGCGACCUGGUUUCCAUCCUUCUUCCGCCGCCGAGCCAUGACAUACCUGGUGACGAAAAAGAAGAGCAGCGUGGCGACAACGAAAGUACUGGCGGCCGUCGCCGCCACCGCCUUCACAACAUUGUUAUUUCCGCCGUCCGAGGAGCCCGCGGGAGAAACAGGGGAAGGCCCCGCCGGCUGUGGCUGGAGUGGGGUCGUGGGAGGGAAGGGAGCGGGCGCCGGGGCGGGCGACAGGUCGAAGAAAGGGUAGAAAGCUUCGAGAUUCUGUGGAUUGAAGGACUGAGAGGAACAUAUAGGCAGAAAGAAGAGAAGGAGAAGCCAUGGCUGAAUCCUGUCAGCCAUGGGCUGGAGAAGGGAAAUCACUGGUGAGGAGGGAGAGGGGAAAAAGGAUUUUUGGGAAGAGGAAGAGAAUUGGGCAAACGGAAAUCUGUUACAAAACCCUCCUUUUUUUUUCUCUCUCUCUCUCUUUGUUGAUGGAUUGAUGACGACGAAUUUUGGCUGGUAAGAAUGGUUUGUCAGCGAGGGGCGUUGGACAGUGUCAACGAAGAAGAAGGAAGGAAGGUGAUUAGUUGGUUUCCACUCCGGUAACGAGUUUUUUU